AUGUUCAGCGGCUGUCCUAACGGUAGUCUCGAUCACAGUACACCUGGAGACGAAUAUCUAGUGGCCGUGUGUGGUAUCGGGGUGCGACUGCCUGGCAGAAUCCGCAACACUCGUGACUUUUGGGAUCUUCUCAUCAACGGCAAGGAUGCCAUCGGUCCAGUUCCUGAGACUCGAUACAAUGUCGACUCCUUUGACGACUCCCUGGGAGGAAAAGAGAUUGUCAAGUCUAAAUGCGGCUACUUUCUGGACGAGGAUUUCACUCGGCUCGACACCUCCCUGACAUCAAUGACGCGGCAGGAAGUUGAGAGAUGUGAUCCGCAGCAGCGGCAGCUUCUCGAAGUCACCAAAGAAGCCCUGGAUGAUGCAGGGGAAAUCAACUAUCGCGGGCAGCCUAUUGGAUGCUUUGUUGGUGCGUACACAGACGACUGGCUGCACAUGGCGGCAAAGGAGACGCAACACAAGGGUGGCUAUAUCCUCACAGGAUCCCAAGAUUACAUGCUGUCUAACAGAUUGUCCUAUGAACACGAUCUCAAGGGCCCAAGUAUGACAAUCAAGACGGCCUGCUCAGCCGCAUUGGUCGCGCUUCACGAGGCAUGCCGGUCGAUUCGAAACGGCGACGCAAUAAGCGCUGUUGUUGCAACCUCCAGCGUCAUUCUGACAACGGUGGUCACAACCGCCUUUGGACUGGACGGCAUCCUCUCACCGGAUGCUUCCUGCAAAACAUUCGAUGCGCGGGCCGACGGAUUUGGUCGGGCGGAAGCCGUCAGCGCAAUCUAUAUAAAACCAGUCUCAACGGCACUGCGAGACGGCAAUCCAAUACGGGCAGUUAUACGUGGCACGGGCACCAAUUCCGACGGCAAGAGUCACGGGUUAACUAAUCCCACCGCCGAGUCACAGGCGGCGCUCAUCCGCAAGGUUUACAAAGAUGUUGGCCUGGACCCGUGCCAGACUGCAUACAUUGAGUGUCAUGGAACCGGCACAGCCGUCGGAGACGUUGUCGAGACGACGGCAGUUGGCAGCAUAUUUGGCGAUCGAGGCGUUUACAUUGGCUCUGUCAAACCGAAUGUCGGCCAUAGCGAGGGAGCGUCUGGGCUCAAUGGCCUCAUCAAGGCCAUUCUGGCCCUGGAGCACCGUAUCAUUCCACCCAACAUCAAGUUUGUUCAACCGAACCCGAAAAUUCCUUUCACAGCCAGGGGUCUUCAAGUGCCCAUCAGGCCUACCGCAUUCCCCAGUGACCGUGCUGAGAGAAUCAGCAUCAACUCGUUUGGUCUCGGUGGCACCAAUGCCCAUGUUAUUGUCGAAUCGUACCGUGGCUAUGCCUCACAGCGUGAGCGCCCUCAGUCGAGUCCCGGGCUCUUCCUCUUGUCUGCACACACCGAGCUGUCCCUCAAGGGCCAGCUGGCGCGAUACAAGCAGUUCCUACAACAAUCGGAUCCUCUGAAUCAUAGGAACGUCGGUUACACGCUUGCCACUAGACGCGAGAAACUACCAUAUCGUGGGUACACGGUCCUCGACGACGGCAGGUUUACAGAUGCCCCUAGCAUUGUCAAGUCGCCGAUAAGCCCACCAAACUUGUAUCUGAUAUUCAGCGGGCAAGGCGCGCAAUGGGCUGGCAUGGGAAAGGCGCUUAUGGAUUCAGAUGCUUUGUUUAAAGCCGAUAUUGAAACAAUGGAGAAAACACUCCAGGCGCUCAGCCCAGCUCCAGACUGGUCUUUGCAGAAUGAGUUCUUGAAGCCGCCCCAGCACACUAGACUCGGUGCCGCCGAGAUAUCACAACCCGUGUGCACCGCUCUUCAGGUCGCCCUGUUUAACAAGUUUGCCAGGGCGGGCAUUGAGCCCACGGCUGCCGUCGGUCACUCAAGUGGCGAGAUUGCGGCUGCGUACGCGUCGGGUGCCAUUUCAAUGCAGGCUGCCAUUGUGAUCGCAUACUACCGCGGCCAUGUAAUGCGAUUGGGGAAAGCCAAAGGAGCCAUGGCUGCAGUAGGACUCGGGCCUCGGGAACUCUCCAGAUUCAUUGUAAACGGCGUCCAGAUUGCUUGCGAAAAUAGUCCCAUGAGCACAACGUUAUCUGGCGACCGUCCCAAGAUUCUUGAUACUGUCUCACUAAUACGGUCAGAGCUACCGGAGGUUCCGGUCAAACUCUUGAACGUGGACAUAGCCUACCAUUCCCAUCAGAUGGAAUCUCUGGCAAAAGAGUAUGAGGAACUCCUCUCGAGAGGAUUAGUAACCUUGGGCGAGUGGCACUACACUGCAACCUCACUCUUUAUAUCAAGUGUGACAGGCCACGCCGUGAGCCCAUACCAUGCUUUUAACCCCAAGUACUGGGUCCAAAACCUCAUCUCUACUGUGCGGUUUUCAGCAGCCGUCAGCAAGCUGAUGGAGCUAAAGGGUGACGGCACCAUGUUGGAAGUCGGGCCGCACUCGACUCUGGCUGGUCCUGUGCGACAGAUCUGCGCCGGGGCUGGUCGGCACUGCAGCUACGCAUCGGCUGUCAUGCGAGGAGAAAGUAGCGCGGCAAGCAUCUUGUCUGCUUUUGGCCGGUUAUUCCAGGAAGGGGUUCCUUUCGACUUGGCAGCACUCUACCCUACCAGCGCCAAAGCCAUCUCAGGACUUCCAGAAUACUCCUGGGAUCACAGCAACUCUUUCUGGUACGAGAGCCGGUUGGCUCGAGACUGGCGCAAGCGCAGCCAUCCACACCACUGCCUUCUCGGAUCACGGACUCUGGAAUCGCCCGACCUCGAGCCACAGUGGCGAAACAUACUCUCCCUCGAGCAAGAACCAUGGCUGAUGGACCACAAGGUUGAUCAGGAUGUCGUUUUCCCUCUCGCUUGCUAUGUCGCCAUGGCUGGUGAGGCUGUGCGACAGAUGACUGGCGAAGCGGGAUACAGUAUCAGGCAUGCGGUCGCCCGCGUUGCCAUGGUCCUGACCGACACCAGGGAUACAGAGAUCAUCACUACCUUGCAUCCUCAUCGCCUCACAGAUUCCGACAGUUCGUCGUGGUUCACUUUCAGCAUCUGCUCAUACAACGGAGCAAACUGGAUCAAGCAUGUCGAAGGACAAGUCCGGCCACUUCGGCGUAUACCUUGCAGCACUCUUGAACAAGAGGAACUCCCCAGGAAGGUGGCCGCCUCUCGGCUCUAUGAAGCUCUUGGCGUCCAAGGCAUCAACCUCGGGCCCGAGUUCAGGGGACUGGGAGGCAUUUCUACGUCUGUGUCGACCAGUCUUGCCUCGGCAAACAUCGCUGUACCGAGCAAAGAUGACCGAAAAGCGUUUACCAUGCACCCAUUGGUUAUCGACGCCUGCAUACAACUUUUCAUUGUAGCUCAAGUGAAGGGGCUUUGUAGAGAUAUCACACAGCUUGUUCCAGUUCAAGUUGAGAGUUUAGACAUCUUCCCGCACGGCGACCGCAUGACUGCCUUGGCCUGGGAGUCCGUCGCGGAAAGCAGAGAGGUGAUUGAGGCCACAGCAGAUGGGGAGAUGGCGCUUCGCCUGUCCGGCCUGAGACUGGAGUCCGUCGGGGGUGGCCCGACCAAGAAUGAUGUUCAUGCUGCAGCAAGGCUCGAGUGGCUACCCGAUGCGGACUUUGUCAAGGCGAAACAGCUCAUCAAGACGCCACCGGCCAGCCGUAAUCAUGGACAUGUGCUGGAAGAAAUGGCGCUCCUAUGUAUCCUUGACAGCGCCGAGAGACUGGAGAAGCUUCCACCAGCCCGGCCUCAUUUUGCGAAACUGCGGCGGUGGCUUCAGCUUGUGGUACGGGAGGCGACGACAAGCAACAACCCUUUGGUACCGAAUUUCGCUAGCUAUUUUGGCAUCUCGCGUGAGGAGCGGCGAGUCAUGAUUACCAACCGACAUGACGCGCUUGUGGGAACGACCAGGGACGCUCUCGCUCGAGGCUUGAAACUCAUCCACGAUAACUGCGAACGCAUAUUCAAGGGCGAAGAGGACACCAUCGAUAUUCUCAUGACGGAUGGAGUGCUGACCAAAAUUUACGAUGCCGUUAGCUUUGAUUACGGCAACCUGGUCCGCAUCAUGUCCUGCACAAGGCCAAAAUUGAGGAUCCUCGAAGUCGGUGCGGGCACCGGCGGGACGACCGAGCAUAUUCUUCGCAACAUGUUGCAUCAAGGGGGGUUGCCUCAGUAUUCGGCCUACACAUUUACCGACGUUUCGGCUGGCUUCUUCCCUCAAGCCAAGGACCGCUUUUCUCACGCCCCAAACAUGGAGUACAUGGUGUUUGAUAUUACCAGAGAUCCCAUAGAACAAGGGUUCACGCCAGCAACCUACGACCUCAUUAUAGCUGCCAACGUUGUUCACGCCACCCCAUCACUCGAGGAAAGCCUCCGCAAUCUCAAUAAACUGCUUAAGCCUGGGGGAGUUCUUUUAUUGUCAGAACUCUAUACUCAGUCCCGGUCUCCGGGCUACGUUUUCGGGCACUUCGAGGGUUGGUGGCUGGGGGAGAACGACGGCCGCACAAAUGAGCCUUUUGUUGACCCUUCGAGAUGGCAUGAGGAACUUUUGGCAUCAGGUUUUACGGGCAUUGAAGAAGUCAUACACGACGAGGAGGCACCGUAUGCAUUAUCCAUGACGAUUGUGUCGAAAAGGAUGUCGGAAGAACUGCCGCAGGAAAGAAUGGUGUCUCUCGUCACCUGUGAGCCGCAGGGGGUGGUUGCAAGGUCCCUAAUUGAAGCCCUGCAACAAAUUGAAUUUGUUACAACGAUUUUCGAGAUGGGAGAAGAGUUGCCGACUGGGCAGGACGUCAUCAUGUGUGUCGAUCUUGAGAAGUGCUUCUUCCAAGACAUCGGAGAAGAAAGCUUCCAGAAAUUCCAAAACACCCUUAAAUGUCUCAGUACGGCGCAGAACCUCCUAUGGUUGACGAAUCCCGCUCAGAUAAAUUGCAUCGAUCCACGAGCAGCACAAUCCAUCGGCGUUGCAAGAACCAUUCGAGCAGAACUAGGACUGAAAUAUCAUACUCUGGAGAUAAAGAAGUGCGAAGCAGAGUUCGCUGAGCUUGUACUCCAAGUCUUGCUGAAAAUUCGACGGCAAGACGAUGAGGAUAAUCUUGAGCCCGACAGGGAGUUUGUCGUGGAAAAGGGGAUUGUUUACGUGGGACGAUAUCAUCCAUUUUUACUCCAGAAGGAGCUUGUACGCUUGAGCACCCCCGAGGAUGCCAACACCCUUGUGGCCUUGGAGUCAGGAAAUCCCAGUGCUAUAGAAGCGCUUCAUUGGGUGAAAAAGGAACUCCCCCGGAUUCUCCCUCCUGGGGCCGUCGAGAUAGAGGUCAAAUCUGUCGGCAUUAACUUUCGAGAUGUCCUCAUAGCCUCAGGGGUGUACAACCCAAGGGGAGCAACCCCGCGAGCACUGGGUCUGGAUGCUUCCGGAGUCAUUUCUGCCAUUGGGUCUAAUGUCAGAGGGUUUGAACCUGGAGACAGGGUCUUGGCGCUGACCCCCAAUGGUUGUUUUGGCACCAAGGUCGUUGUUAACUCUAAGCUAGUCGCAAAGAUGCCAGAGGGGAUGAAAUUUGAGGCGGCCGCGACAAUCCCCGCUGUCUUCCACACUGCAAUCAAGACGCUCCUCGACAUGGGCAACUUGAAAGGCGGACAGAGCGUACUCAUUCACUCGGCAUGUGGCGGCCUUGGUAUGGCUGCUAUCCAAGUUUGCAACAUGGUCGGGGCCAAGAUUUAUGCCACCGUGGGGAGCGAUGAGAAACUCAACCAUCUCGUGGAUAAGGAGGGCAUCCCCCGUGCACGCAUCUUCUCAUCGAGAGACGAAUCCUUCAUGAAUGGCAUCAUGAAGGCAACAAACAAUCGUGGCGUCGAUCUUGUCCUCAACAGCUUGUCAGGAAACUUACUGCACGCCUCAUGGAAAUGUGUGGCCGAGUUCGGCAUCAUGAUCGAGGUUGGGAAGCGAGAUCUGCUGGGUCACGGGCAGCUAGACAUGCACCCGUUUCUGGGCAAUCGCCAAUAUGCUUGUUUCGAUGGUCUUGAGUUGGCAAGGAAGCGGCCUGACCAAGUCAGUGACACGCUGAAUCGGUUCCUUGCUGAGUACCAGAAUGGCCGGCUAAAAGCAAUACCAAAGAUGUCUUGCUUCCGGGCGAAAGACGUUGUGGAUGCUUUUCGCCACCUUCAGAACGGAAGCCAUAUGGGCAAGGUGGUGGUUUCAAUGGCCCUCGGGGAUAUCGAAAAUGAGGCCGAGGCUUGGGCAAAACCCAUCGAGUUCGACUCAAAGGCUACAUACCUACUGGUUGGAGGGUUGGGAGGCCUUGGCCGAUCCAUGGCCAUAUGGCUCGUCGAGCAUGGGGCCAGAUCGAUAACGUUUCUAUCCAGGAGCGCAGGGGUGAGUGAAAUGAGCAAGGCAACGCAACUAGAGCUCGAGCGUAUGGGCUGCCAGGUCACCUUGGUCGCCGGAGCUGCAGAAAACAUGGACAAUGUACAGACGGCCAUCAACUCCUCGGUGGCACCGAUCCGAGGGGUGUUCCAUCUUGCCAUGGUGCUGCGGGACAGCGCCAUGGUUGACAUGACAUGGGAACAGUGGGAUGCGGUAACAAAACCCAAGGUAAGCGGCGCGUGGAAUCUACACCUCGCCUUCGCGGAGCGCCCGUUGGACUUCUUCUGGAUCGCCAGCUCCUUGGUCAGCGUCAUUGGCCAUCCAGGGCAGGGGAAUUAUGCAGCGUCCAGCUCGUUCCUUGAGGCCUUCUGCCAGUUUAGGAGAAAUCUCGGGUUGCCAACAGCCGUGUUGAACAUUUCCCCGAUAAGGGGGGCCGGGUAUAUCGCAGAGAGCGCCACAGCGCGAAGAAAUAUGAGGUUGCAAGGAGCCUACUACCUCGGCGAGAAGAACUAUCUCGACUUUGUUGAACUCACCCUCCUGACAGCAAAGGCGGGAGCAGUGCCAUGCAACACGGGGCCGAUUUCUUGCAACGAACCCUUGACCGCGUGGAGCAAUACAAGUCAGGUCUUGAUGGGCUUGCGGUCGGAUUUGCCUUUGGAGGACGCCAUGAAUCGCUGCAGCUGGCGCCAUGACAGACGAAUGGGGAGCUACCACAACAUUUCCGGCGAGAUACAUACAGAGGGUUGCAACUCGGGCGUGCUCAAGUCGUUGCUCAAUCAGAUUUCGAAUGAUGUGACCAUCUUGGAAGAUGAAGCUAGCAUCCAAGUCCUGGCGUGCGAGGUUGGAGCGAUGGUGAACGACCUCCUGCUGAGGCCUAGCCAUGAGGUGGACACCGAACUGACCCUACCAGAGAUGGGACUUGACUCGCUCAUGGCAACCGAACUAAGACGAUGGUUCCGGCAAGUGGUAGGUAUCGAGAUGAGCGUGCUCGAGAUGAUGUCCGGCGGAUCCUUGACCCAGCUAGCCAAGGUAGCCGCCACUCGUCUGAGGACUAGGCAUACAUAA
Messenger RNA from Metarhizium brunneum ARSEF 3297, 7386 nucleotides. The record is from RefSeq and is a predicted model, not a curated record. Lineage: Eukaryota; Fungi; Ascomycota; Sordariomycetes; Hypocreales; Clavicipitaceae.